AUGGAGCAGACCACUGCCGAGCUUUUUGCAUCGCUGGUGGACUCCAGGGCCCACUUCGGGAAGGGCGUCUACUGUACUCAGCACGAACCAGCUGUAUGGGGCUCCCGCACUCGCAUCUUGCUGAACAACUACAGCAACCUGAGCCCUUUACGUCCGGGGGACACGGAGUCGCAGCGAGUGGAGAACGAAUGGGGCGCAGGCAACGCCGGAGGCCAUCGCGCAGCCUUCUGUAUUCCGAUUGUGGUGUCCACGGAGCUUGCGUACAACAUCUUUGAAAAGCAGGCGCCUGACCUCGCCCAGAAGAUGGUCCGUGACCCAGACACGGGAGAGGAGCGCCGGAUCAACCUUGGAGAAGACUAUCGCGGCCGAAAAGUGGAUCCUGGACGCGACGUUUGGGUUCUGCAGGUGACAGACGAUAGGGGCAGGGUGAAGCAUGCUGGAGCCGAGGCGGACGGCUUGCUGAGACUGCUCCGGCUUCGCUUGGCCAACCUCCGACGAGAGCUCGGCGACGAUGCGGAGAUCACGUUGGACUGCAUGUUCGAGCUCGGGAGGAGGCUGUAUGGCCGCGCCUUGCACGAAGAAGCGGAGCAGCUGUACAAGGAGUGUCUGCGAGGCCGCCGGAGCCUCAGCCCGACUUCCAUGCCGACGGCUCUCCGUACAUCAGAGCCACAGGCCCCAAGAUGCCCCAAAAAGUAUUGCUCCUAUGGAGCUGGGCACAUGCAUUGUUUUCGUGAGCCUUGCAAACUCCAGCCGCUCCAAGACGCCAUGAGCACUCAGCACGAGCGCAAGAGCGUCAUCGUUCCUUCGGGGGGACUGAGACAGCCAGGAAAUCGAGGUCCGGUUCCGGAACCGUCAGUCCCGCAAGCUGAACACCAUAUAUGA
Messenger RNA from Symbiodinium necroappetens, 882 nucleotides. The record is from the annotation of a GenBank genome assembly. Lineage: Eukaryota; Dinophyceae; Suessiales; Symbiodiniaceae.